CCGGCCCGGCCCGUCCGUGAGGCGGCCGCGGGCGCUGCUCUGCUCCCGGUGCUGCCUCCGCCGCCGCUGCCGCCCCGCUGCCGCUGCCGAGCCCCGUCCCGAGCCCCGUCCCGACCCCGCGGCGAUGUCCGAGCGGCAGCGGCCCCGGCGCGGCCCCAGCCGGCACUCGGGGCGCUGCGCCGGGCCCUGAGCGCCCGCGGCCCCGCAGAGCCGCGGCCGGCGAGGCCCGGAGGGCCCGGCCGAGGAUGGGGAUCCUCUUCACCAGGAUAUGGAGGCUCUUCAACCACCAGGAGCACAAGGUGAUCAUUGUGGGCCUGGACAAUGCAGGGAAAACGACCAUUCUGUACCAAUUCUCCAUGAACGAGGUGGUUCACACCUCUCCCACCAUCGGCAGCAACGUGGAGGAGAUCGUGGUGAACAACACGCGCUUCCUGAUGUGGGACAUCGGGGGGCAGGAGUCCCUGCGCUCCUCCUGGAACACCUACUACACCAACACCGAGUUUGUGAUAGUUGUGGUGGACAGCACAGACAGAGAGAGAAUUUCUGUGACUAAAGAAGAGCUGUACAAAAUGUUAGCACACGAGGACUUGAAGAAAGCAGGGCUGCUGAUCUUUGCCAACAAGCAGGAUGUGAAGGAGUGCAUGACAGUAGCUGAGAUCUCCCAGUUCCUGAAGCUGACUUCAAUUAAGGAUCACCAGUGGCACAUUCAGGCCUGCUGUGCUCUCACUGGAGAGGGGCUGUGCCAAGGACUGGAGUGGAUGAUGUCCCGCCUGAAGAUCAGAUGAUUUUUAAUGACCUCUUUGCACAGACAUUGCUGCAGCAGAGCUGUUCCAGUGGCACAUUGGUGGGGUGGAUGUAUUUAUACGGAACUGAUGGCAACUGUAUUUUCUACAUAGCUGCACACACACACACACACACACACAGACACACACAGACAGACACACGGACAGGAGCUGGGAGCAGGCACAGAGCACAGGAGCUCUCGGGGCUCCGGGUUGGGUCGGGCUCCUCGAGGACGCGCUCGGAGCUGUGACCAACCUUGUUUCCAAGCUGCCCCUCGGGACAGCCAGCCCCGGGCCUGGGGAGGAUGGAGAGAGGGGCAGGAGCUUUCAGUGCAGAGUUUUCUGGUCCCACUGUGGCCCUCUCCAGUGGGAGGUGCUGCUUCAUUGUCCCAGGAAAUCAGCGAGCGGAUCACUGGCGCAGGGAUCGACUCUCCGGCGUUUCUGAGGCGGCCGACGUUACCAAGGCAGAACUCUUUUCCUGUAUGUGUACUGUACAUAUUUGUGUAUAUUUAUACCUCAAUCCUAGGUUAAUUGCAAUCUGCUCAGCCCAGUGUAAAGCUGAAUCAGUAUGUUGGCAGUAGUGCUGAUCUGUGGCACGGCCACGUCCCCGUGUCCCCCAUCCCUCCGUGUGGCUGUAACGUCAAUCACACCUGGUCAGCAAACCCUCUCUUCAGCCCAUUGCUUGUUUUUCCACAUGAUUCUUGGGUUAGGGAGGAGGCUGGAAUGGAUUGAGGCACACACAGUUUGAGCUUCAUAUUCCAGGGUUGGCAAACAGAACAAAUUUGCCCAAGAGUUGCAGAUGAAAUGGGUUUUCCUCUUUCAUUGUGGUCAUCGUUGGAUUGGGUGAUGCUGCAGGUCCUGUCCAUUGCUUUCCUUCUCUGCUGUGCUGGUUGAUUCAGGUCUGGCAGAAAUACCUUUGGCUGUCAAAAAGGGAAAAAAGCAUCUUUUCUUUUUCUUAACCAAAGAAGAGGCACAAAAGUAAGUUUGAAAGUGUCACUGGAAUUGUACAAGUCAGACUCUAAUGAAGUGUUUUUCAGAGAUAAAACUCUCUUUGCUGCAUAAAGUGUGCAGAUACUAAAAUGUGCAGAUAUAGCAACAUGCAGUGGAGGUGACUGGAUGGGGACAAAGCAGAUGACACUACUUGAGAAUCUCCAGGUGACCCACACGAGUUCCAGGGCAGAACUUGAGAGCAGAGCCCCUUGCAUGGUCCCCAGGCAGUGGGAGAACACUAGGAUCACCUUUCCCUGCUGGGAUGGCAGUCCCAGGCACAAGGGGGUCACAAUUCCCACUCGGAGGACCCAGGCAGUUGGGGAGGCAAUGGGGUGGUUGGAAAUGUCAGGCUCUUCUUUGGGAGAUGCGUUGGGAGUUCAGCAGAAUGAAACAAAACUGUGUUUAAAGUGUUCUUCCCUUUCUCAGCCCCGUGCCUGGCAAGGAAAAGGCAUUUUAAAGACAUUUUAAAGCUUAGUUUGAACUUUUUAAGGUGCUUCUCUUUGGUUCUGGGAUAAUCUGGUCAGCUCCUGCCUUGCUGCCCACCUGCCUCCCUGGGAGCAUGGCAAUCCUGGGGAAAGGAGGGGAGGCAAUCUCUAAGUCUGUAUUUAACAAAGGCAGGUAAAGAAUUUAACUUUUUAAUCUAUUUUUGGUAUCUCCAACGCUCCCUGGCUGGGGGAUCUGCUGUCUUUGUUAACCAUUAAGGUGUACAUGCAUAUAUCUCUAGUGCAUGCACAUAGAUCUUGGUAUUUAACUGGUGUAUUGCAAAAUGUAUCAAUGUUUGAAGAAUUAACAAUUUAAUGCAAAGACUCUCUCAGUUUCUCUGACAGUAUCUACAAGCAACGAGCUCUGUGCACACUUGCAUAUGAAACGGAAUUGUACAUUUUCUAGUCUAAAAAAAGAAAAAGCAGACUUGCUUCUAAACCCAA
Zonotrichia leucophrys gambelii is the source of this 2698-nucleotide messenger RNA. RefSeq names its product ADP ribosylation factor like GTPase 5A (gene ARL5A). Gene Ontology annotation, biological process: intracellular protein transport; protein localization to Golgi membrane; vesicle-mediated transport. Gene Ontology annotation, cellular component: trans-Golgi network; cytoplasm. The transcript is spliced from 6 exons. The record is from RefSeq and is a predicted model, not a curated record. The coding region runs from base 246 to 785 and encodes 179 amino acids. Lineage: Eukaryota; Metazoa; Chordata; Aves; Passeriformes; Passerellidae. Gene Ontology annotation, molecular function: GTPase activity; GTP binding.